This is a messenger RNA of Plasmopara halstedii, 225 nucleotides long. RefSeq lists its product as uncharacterized. Lineage: Eukaryota; Oomycota; Peronosporomycetes; Peronosporales; Peronosporaceae. The transcript has 2 exons. The coding region runs from base 1 to 225 and encodes 74 amino acids. The record is from RefSeq and is a predicted model, not a curated record.
AUGACAUCCCGCCGCAACUUCCAUCGCAUUUGUAAGGAUUGUCAGCUGAAGAAGCUGAGAGUGGGUUUGCUUAAAUCGGGAAUAAAUCGAGUGACUCGGUCAGCAACAGCACGCGCCAUUUUAAUGUCGGGACCCAGCACGCUUAAAAUAUCAAAUUAUUGUUUGAUGGCUGCACGCUGCGCAAUCACCGAUCUAAUGAGACCGGAGGGUUGUCCUGGUGUCUAA